Molecule: messenger RNA, 743 nt
Organism: Paralichthys olivaceus (Japanese flounder)
Lineage: Eukaryota; Metazoa; Chordata; Actinopteri; Pleuronectiformes; Paralichthyidae
Gene: dnlz
Product: DNL-type zinc finger
Biological process (GO): protein import into mitochondrial matrix; protein folding; protein stabilization
Cellular component (GO): mitochondrion
Molecular function (GO): zinc ion binding; protein-folding chaperone binding
Source: RefSeq, a predicted model, not a curated record
AUCAAAGCGGGACGACUCCCUUGUAGAUGAAAUCGAAUGUAACUUGUGAAACAGAGUCGCAGACAUGUUGAUUUCACACAAGUGUUCUCUUCUUCUUCGACCUUCUUCUUCUCCGGCGGUGACGCUGUCUGUCAGCCACUUGCUUCGCUGUUUUCACGGUCGUUCAGCUCUGUUCAGACGGUGUCCUGCGGGACCACGGACAAACACAGCCGGGACAGAACUCCUUCUCUCGGCGCAGGAGCAGCGGAGAGUCCGUUAUCUGUCCCCCGCUUGUCCGGUCCGCUGCUGCAGAGGACUCUCAACCUCCCCGAGUGUCCGCAGUGACGCUGUUGGGAAGAUCCAGUCAACACAUUACCGUCUUGUUUACACCUGCAAGGUUUGCUCCACUAGAUCCACGAAGCAGAUUUCCAAGCUGGCCUACCACAAAGGUGUAGUGAUAGUGACAUGUCCAGGAUGUGAGAAACACCACAUCAUCGCUGACAACCUCAACUGGUUCUCUGACCUGGAGGGGAAGAGAAACAUCGAGGAAAUCCUUGCUGCCAAAGGAGAGACUGUGAGGAGGAUCGAAGGAGACGCCACUCUGGAGAUCGUGCUGGAUGAAUCCAACAUUGACAAGUCACAGUGUAGUGAAGACGCUGAAAAAUCCCACAAUGAUCCAGAAAAAUAAUAAUAUUGUAUAUACUGUAUUCUGUAUAUUGCAAGAUGUUCAUAUUUAAUUGCAUAAUAAAUGUAAAUGUUUUUAA